Molecule: messenger RNA, 2020 nt
Organism: Sardina pilchardus (European sardine)
Lineage: Eukaryota; Metazoa; Chordata; Actinopteri; Clupeiformes; Clupeidae
Product: perforin-1-like
Exons: 4
Coding region: 5-2020 (671 amino acids)
Biological process (GO): T cell mediated cytotoxicity; defense response to virus; immunological synapse formation
Cellular component (GO): membrane
Molecular function (GO): wide pore channel activity
Source: RefSeq, a predicted model, not a curated record
UAAAAUGGCACCAUAUCCUCCGCCAUCUUCCCGUCUGUACCUGCUGCACCUGGGCGCUCUUCUGCUACUGGCAUACCUGAGCCCAGCCCUCUGCACCUGCAGGAAGGGCACCCCGGAUGAGUGCAUGGAUGCUCCUUUCGUUCCAGGCCACGACCUGGUGGGGGAAGGCUUUGACAUCGUGAAGAUGGAGCCAAAGAGGGCCUACACCAUCGACGUGCAGACAUACCUAAAUGCUGAUAACACUUGCCAAGUUUGUGAGAAUGACGAGAUGGACGAUGAGCUCCAGAAGCUUCCAUUGUCCGUCAUAGACUGGCGCUCAAACUCCAAGUGCAGGCACUCCCUCACCAGUGCCAUGUAUGAGUCUGCCACUGAGCUUGUACAGAGCACUGCCUCACAAAUUAAAAACGACUGGAAAUUGGGACUCGGAUUGGAGAAACUUAAUGUGGGAGUAGGAGUGGAGAUGGGAAUGGGAAGGUCCCAUGUGGCCAGAUUUGCCUUUUCAAAGGCCAAGGAGGACUACUACACAUUCUACAUCCAUGAGUUCAACUGUGCAUGUUACAGCUUCCGAGUCUCUAACACUGCAAAACUAAGCAGAGAGUUUGCUGAAGACAUUAGCCGCCUGCCCAGGGACUACAAUGACAAAACCCGACAGCGUUACAAACAGCUCCUCAACACCUACGGCACUCACUAUCUAGCACAGGUAGACCUGGGAGGGAGAAUGAGGACAGUCAGUGCUAUUCGCACCUGCAUCACCGUACUCAAUGGCCAAACCACCCAGGGAAUAAAAGACUGUUUGUCUGCUCAGUUGUCUCUCACCUUUGGCCUGUCCAUUAUUGACGCUGCAGUAAGCCCAAAAGCAGAAUCAUGCUCCUUGAUGUUGAACAGCAAAGGCCAGACAGUCACCGGCAACUACAGAUACAUUCACCAAAUCACAGAAAUGGUUCCUGGGGAUGUGUGGGUUGGGAGCCUCAGCAAUGACACCACAGGGUUCGAUAUCUGGUUUGACCAGCUGAAGGAAGAUCCAGUUGCGGUGAGCUACUCCCUGAACCCACUGCCCAUGCUGAUAACUGAUGAGGUCAUCAAAGGCAAUGUGAAGACUGCCAUUCAGCAGUACCUGAAGGGCAAUGCCAUUUCCCCCGACAUCCUUAGCUGCAAGUCAGGCAACUGCUGCCCGAAAAAGUACCAUAGAGCCAAACUGCAGAUCAACCUGAGAGCCACAGGUCUGACGGGUGACUGGUGGGGAGUCAGUGAGGCAUUUGCCACUGUUAAGUAUGGAGUGGACACUAAGACAACCGAAGUAAAGAUUUCCGAUGAUCCUGUCUGGAGGACGUUGGAUUUUGGAAAUGUACACACAGGCAGUUCUCUGACAGUUGACGUGUAUGAUGUAGACUGGUGGCGUUACGAGUGGCUAGGCACCGUCCACUUCAGUCUUACAGCUGGAAACCACACGGAGACGCGCGGCUUUUGGUACAGCACCAUCACACUCUCCUACUCUCUCACUUGUGAUGAUCAUCUUGGUGGAGACCAGUGUGGCCAACCCUCCAUCUUGAAAGUGAACAAGGAUGAGAUGGACCUAACCUGCACCAUCAAGACAAAAAUUCUGAGUUAUCUGGAUGAAAAAUACAACGACCGUCUGACACAAGAACUGCUCGAUAUGGCUUCUGCACUUGAUCCACGGUUCAAGCUGAGCUAUGUCAGUGAGGACAAUAUCCUACCAAUUCAUGCCAGACUGACUUCUGAAAUGUCGAGGACUACACCUGCAGCCAUGGCUGAGAUGGGCACAACUGAUCCCCAUGGUGAGGUCGAGGAUGCACCCACUACAAAAAAGAAAAAGACCUUGGGGAGUUUCUUCAAGACUGCUGAGGGAGCCACACAAAGACCCAGUCCUCUCCAAGAGCAACAAGCUAUAUCUUCUGAGCUACAGUCGUACCUACAAUCAGGUAACCUAGACAGUGAGGAGGACCCGCUUGGCUGGUGGAGGGAACACCAGAGUCUCUCAAAACUGGCAAAGAAGUACUAA